This is a messenger RNA of Notodromas monacha, 1298 nucleotides long. NCBI's taxonomy places the organism in Eukaryota, Metazoa, Arthropoda, Ostracoda, Podocopida, Cyprididae. The record is from the annotation of a GenBank genome assembly.
AUUAUUAAGUUUGUUCGAUUGCAGACUAAAUUUUUCGCGAAAAAGACUAAAAUGGAGUUGGUGCGUUUGGCACCGUUCGCCCGUGCCGGAUUUUCUAAGUUAUUGAUGCCACCUGUGGUUCCCGCCCGCUUCGGAAUUCGUUUGUUGGGUCAGGAUGCGAAAACCGGAAUUGGCAGGCGACUGAAAACAAGAACGCUCAGGGAAACCGUAUCGACCCCGGCAAGCCAAACGCCAUUUAACAUUGGACAAGGUAUAGCUGCUGGUGCUGGAGUCAUUGGCCUUGGAGCUCUUUGUUACUAUGGUCUCGGCCUUUCCUCAGAAACUGGCGCCUUGGAGAGAUCUUACUUAUGGCCUCAAUAUGUGAAGGAGAGGAUCCAAACCACAUACAUGUACGUCGGUGGAAGUGUGGUUGCUACCGCAGCUUCAGCUGCUGCUUGCCUAAGGUCGCCCACAGUGAUGCGACUGGUCUCUCGCAAUUCCUGGGUGGUAUUGGGUGCAUCGAUUGCUGCCAUGAUUGGAAGCGGAAUCGUGGCGAGGAGCAUACCGUACGAACCUGGGUUUGGGUCUAAGCAAUUGGCUUGGUUGGUACAUUGUGGUGUCAUGGGUGCGGUCAUUGCUCCUAUGGCAUUAGUUGGUGGCGCCAUCCUUAUUCGGGCUGCCUGGUACACCGCUGGAAUUGUGGGAGGCUUGUCAACGGUCGCUGUAUGCGCCCCUAGCGAGAAGUUCUUGAACAUGGGCGGACCCUUGGCUAUCGGCUUCGGCUUAGUCUUCGCUGCUUCGAUUGGAACGUUUUUCUUGCCCCCUACGACCAUGUUUGGAGCUGGGCUUUACAGCAUCGCGCUUUACGGAGGACUGGUUCUUUUCAGUGGAUUCUUGUUGUACGAUACUCAACACAUCGUCAAGAGUGCUGAAACCUACCCGUACAAUGGCGUCAAUGGUCGUCCGUAUGAUCCCAUUUCUGGCGCAAUGAGGAUUUACAUCGACACUCUGAACAUCUUUGUCCGGAUGGUGACCAUCCUUUCAGGCGGAGGAGGUCGCAGGAAGUAGAGAACGAAUUUUGUGAUGAAAAGGAACUUCGUGGUCGAAAUGGAAGAGCGUGUUUUUCUUAUCACGAUGAGCGCUCUUUAAGGGAUGCUAUUACUUCGGUUGAUUUUAUUUGGUGUUUGAGCGGAUUUCCGAGUCAUCUCGUUGAUCCGUGAUUAAUCGCGGAAAUUUAAUCCUCGCUGUUCUCUUCGAGUAGGAAGAAAUUUAAGCGUUCGUUAUGGAAUAUACAUGGUGUGUGAUUUUUUUCAGUUUGA